Messenger RNA from Ictidomys tridecemlineatus (thirteen-lined ground squirrel), 1231 nucleotides. The record is from RefSeq and is a predicted model, not a curated record. NCBI's taxonomy places the organism in Eukaryota, Metazoa, Chordata, Mammalia, Rodentia, Sciuridae.
GCAUUUCAACUUCUGCUCAGCUCUCCUGUAAUGGAAAAUUGCUCUGCACAAAGCUAGAGUGUUACAGUUCUUUCCAGCAUCCCUCCCCCACCCGCCCGGGGCAGCCUUCAGAUCAGAGGACGCAGGGAGCCCAGGAAGUGGAACGAGGGCAGUCCUGGCUUCUUACUAUGUCCCUGGCUUCGGGCGCGGGCCCCAGGUGGUUGCUCUUUUCCUUUGGAAUGGGGCUGGUUUCGGGGUCAAAGUGCCCAGAUAACUGUCAGUGUCAAGCCCAGGAAGUGAUCUGCACGGGCAGGCAGUUAACGGAAUACCCCCGCAACGUCCCCCUGGACACCCGGAGGCUGUACUUGAACAACAACAAGCUCGCCGACCUGCCAGCCAUGCCCCUGGGGCUCCUCAGCGACCUGGUCUACUUGGACUGCCAGAACAACCGGAUCCGGGAGGUGAUGGACUACACCUUCAUCGGGGUCUUCAAGCUCAUCUACCUGGACCUCAGCUCCAACAACCUGACCUCCAUCUCCCCGUUCAGCUUCUCCGUGCUCAGCAACCUGGUGCAGCUGAGCAUCGCCAACAACCCCCGUCUGCUGUCCCUCCACAAGUACACCUUCGCCAACACCAGCUCCCUGAGGCACCUGGACCUCAGGAACACCGGCCUGCAGACCCUGGACUACGAGGCCUUCCACCACCUCGCAGUGCUGCAGACCCUGCACCUGAGCGGGAACCCCUGGAAGUGCAACUGCUCCUUCCUGGACUUCGCCAUCUACCUCAUCGUGUCCCAUCUGGACCACCCAGAUGACCAAAACGCCACGUGCGUGAAGCCCACGGAGCUGCAAGGGUGGCCCAUCUCGCAGGUGGGGAACCCGCUGCGGUACAUGUGCCUCACCCACCUGGACCGCCGGGACUACAUCUUCCUGCUGCUCAUCGGCUUCUGCAUCUUUGCUGCGGGCACCGUGGCCGCCUGGCUCACAGGCGUGUGUGCCGUGCUCUACCAGAAUGCUCGCCGCAAGUCCAGCGAGGACGAGGCGGACGACGAGGCCGGGCACAAGGUGGAGGUCGGCCGGCGCAUCUUCCAAACCAGUGUCACCUCGAGCCACACGGCAUUCCCUCACCUCAUCUAGCUGCCGGGACCACCUCCCGCUGCGCCCAGGCCCCCUGACCCGCUGGGCCCCCUCUCUCUGCCGUGGAGCAGCCUCAGGGACUGAAGCUUUCUAGUAAAAUAAAUAGUUUGCUGGUC